AUGAAUAACACAGAUUUAAAAAUUUUAAUUGCUGAUUUAGUACUUAAUCAAAAAUUUCUUAAUUAUUAUGAUUUAAAAGCAUAUCUCCAAAAAUAUAAUAAUAAUAUAACGGGUGAUGAUAUGGAAUAUUAUUAUCCAUAUUAUAAAAAUGAAAUUUUGAAAUAUCAUAAUAAAAUAAUUUCUGAAAUUAAAGACAAAAUUAAAAAUAAUGAAUAUACAAAGGGAAAAACUAAAUCACAACUUAAACAGUUGAAAGAUUUCAAAAAUAAAGUAUUAACAGAAGAAGAUAUUGAUGAAUUAUAUAAAUUAUAUAAUCCUGAGCCACAAAAACCAAAGCCAAAGGAACAAAAACAAAAGGAACAAAACGCCCAGGUCCUUCAGACCAUAAAUGAUGCACAAGCUUUAAUUUAUGAUUCAUUAGUUAAACCAUAUUCAGCCCGACUUUUAAAUGAAGAUCAACUUUUGGAAUUCAUCCUUCAACAUAAACUCGAAGCGGGAAAGUAUAUCAAACCUUUAUAUACAGCAUAUUUAAAACAAAUGAAUAGAAUACAUCCAGAAUUAAUGAAGGAAGGAAUGAAAUCCAAAAUCAAAGCAGAUAAAAUUAAACCACUUACAACACCAAAACCUCCAACAGUAGUACCUCCUCCUCCUUCAGUUAAUCCUUCAUCAUUCACUUUAUUAUAUCCAUUUCAAACAUUUAAGAAGCAAAAAGAUUUUAAAAAGGAUUUCAAUUGA
This is a messenger RNA of Trichomonas vaginalis G3, 735 nucleotides long. RefSeq lists its product as uncharacterized. The coding region runs from base 1 to 735 and encodes 244 amino acids. NCBI's taxonomy places the organism in Eukaryota, Parabasalia, Trichomonadida, Trichomonadidae. The transcript has a single exon. The record is from RefSeq and is a predicted model, not a curated record.